CCCGGCUUCAGCACGGUCCAUCUCCUUGCAGAUAAUUUUUAGAUGAACCGCUAAACAAUUGUAUUUGGUGGCUUCAAACGGCCCACAACUGUAAAAGCAGUACAGCGGCUGAUCAGGUUUCCUACGUGCUCCUUCCUGCUUCGCCGCCUUCUAUCGCCACAGUGGUAGCCCGACUUUUAGAAUUCGGCAGCUUCCGGAAGUGACUCGGAACCACCUGCAAAUUACCCGACAAUCCGUCUGGCCGAUCCUCUAGGGGAGCUAAUCGGAGCAACCCACUAAUAGAUAGCUUGGGACUGCUUCCCAGAGGACCCUCGCCCUUAAAGGUGGUGUCCUCACGUUUGCGUGGGGGGGCCCACGGCUGGAAACGCCCCCUUGGGGCGUGUCUCCUGCGUGGAUAGGCUGUCAUACCUGCUUAGCGGGCGGUGACUGUGCGACCUGGAAGGAAGAGGCUCCAGUCGGCCCACCUGAUACCGGACGCGUGUCCAUGGCUGCGCUAGGUCUGAGGGUAGAGCUGGACUCGCUGCUCCUGCAGCUACUCGGAGACCUAGAGGAGCUAGAGGCAAAGCGGGCGGCGUUGAACACCCGGGUAGAGGAGGGAUGGCUCUCGCUCGCCAAGGCUCGCUACGCCAUGGGCGCCAAGUCUGUAGGACCCCUGCAGUAUGCUUCCUGUAUGGAGCCCCAGGUCUGCGUCCGUGCCAGUGAGGCCCAGGAUGGACUCCAGAAGUUCAGGGUGGUGAAAGCUGGCGCCCAGACCCCAGAGGAGGUGGGACCCCGUGAGGAAGGUUUGCGCAGGCGCAAGGGCCCCACUAAGACUCCAGUGCAAGAGUCCUCAGAGGGCCCCCAGGACCCUCUGAACUGGUUCGGAAUCCUGGUUCCUCACAGUCUACGGCAGGCCCAAGCUAGCUUCCGGGAUGGCCUACAGCUGGCUGCAGACAUAGCCAGCCUUCAGAACCGCAUCGACUGGGGGCAAAGCCAGUUCCGGGAGCUCCAGGAGAAACUCAAGCAGCCAGAGCCUGGGGCUGUCUGACUUGUACUCACAGAGGCAGAGCAGCAAGCAUAGCUGUUCAGGGAUGUGGCUGCCUCAUCAGAGGCCUUCUCCCUUCACAUCCCCUUGCCCCGCCCCACCCUAGCUAAUGUCUCUUCUGUGUCCUUGGUCUGCAUGUUUUCAACUUUGUUAGGUGUGAAGUUUUAAGAGGUGACUGAGCAAUGAAACCAUUCCUAGGUCUGUGCUCUUACAGGACACACUCUUUUGGGCCAGGUGCCUGUUACUCAGCAAGUCAUGGGUCAGCUGUGGUUUCAUUUGAGGGUGAUGAAACACUGGACUGACAAUGGUGGGAAAGGACAGGCAGCAGUUCAGGUUCACUACUAGAUCUUUGACAUAGAACUUGCAGGAGAGAAAAACCAUGAAUGGCUGACAGACCAGGACAAUAUGAUUUGAGUCAAUAAAAAUAAAACACUUGAGUGGAUGGGCAGCCCUUGGCAGGAUCUAAGCCAAGAACUAGAAAAAAUAUUUGAAUUAGAUUAAGGGAAUUCUCAGAAAACACCUUCUGACCUUCCAGGUUUUAAGAACCCUGCCUUUAUUUUACCAAGCCUCUCUUCAUUUGAAGGGCCAGUUGUUUCCUAUUACAAGAACUUGCUUCAUUUUUCUACUGGGUUGUUGAUCUUGUUAGCAAUUUCUAGGAGCUCUUUAUGUUUGGGAAACUUAGUCCUUUGUAUAUGAGAUGUAAAUAUUCCUUGUCUUUAACUUUGCUUAUGGUGAUUUUUUUUCUUUUUUUACUUUUUAUUGUAAAAUAAAAUGUUACAUCAA
Molecule: messenger RNA, 1807 nt
Organism: Nycticebus coucang (slow loris)
Lineage: Eukaryota; Metazoa; Chordata; Mammalia; Primates; Lorisidae
Gene: VMA22
Product: coiled-coil domain containing 115
Exons: 5
Coding region: 485-1027 (180 amino acids)
Biological process (GO): vacuolar proton-transporting V-type ATPase complex assembly
Cellular component (GO): extrinsic component of endoplasmic reticulum membrane
Source: RefSeq, a predicted model, not a curated record